AUGACAUUUGGAAUUGAUACCAAAGGAUCAUAUUCCAUUAAUUCAAUCUUUAAUAUCUUAUCCAAUUUCCCCCUCUUAACUUAUGUAAUUAGUUUCUUUCAAGAUUUUAUGAUUGAAAUCUUAAAAACUGGUCCUAUUCCUCAACAUAUUGCCAUUAUAAUGGAUGGUAAUAGACGAUAUGCUAAACAAAAGAAUAUCCCUUUAAAAGAAGGACAUACUGCUGGUGCAGAAUCUUUAGUUAAUGUUUUAGAUGUUUGUUAUAGAACUGGUGUUCAACAUGUUACUAUCUAUGCAUUUUCAAUUGAGAAUUUCAAUCGAUCCAAAGAUGAAGUUGAUACUUUAUUUGGAUUACUAAGAGAUAAAUUGAAAAUGAUUAGUGAACAUGAAGAUUCAUAUGCUAGAUUUAAUAAAAUUAGAGUUAGAAUCAUUGGAAAUCGAACUUAUAUCCCCCUUGAUAUCUUACACGAUUUAGAAAUCAUCGAAGAAACUACCAAACAUGCUACUAGUAAACGUACUUUAAACGUUUGUUUCCCUUAUACUACUAGAGAUGAAAUUUCUCAUUCCGUAAGAACAAUCGUAAGUAAGGUUGAAUCAGGUGAAAUUGAAUCUAAAAACUUGAUUGAUUCGAAAUUAAUUGAAGAUAAUUUUUAUUUCGGAUCUGAUGUUCCACCGUUAGAUAUUUUAAUUCGAACUAGUGGUCAUUCAAGAUUAAGUGAUUUCAUGCUUUGGCAAUCGAAUUUCAAUUCAACCAUUGAAUUCGUUAAUACUUUAUGGCCUGAAUUUAAAUUCUUCUCAAUGACAUCUAUCUUACUUAAAUGGAGUUAUUAUAGAACUUUACAAUUGGAAGAAUUAUCUAUCAUGGGGGUUAAAACUGAUCAAGAACUUAAACAGAAAGUUAAUGUUCUUAAAGAAUUACCUAAACCUCCACCUUUUGUUUCUGUAACUCAGCGUUAA
Molecule: messenger RNA, 954 nt
Organism: Scheffersomyces coipomensis
Lineage: Eukaryota; Fungi; Ascomycota; Pichiomycetes; Serinales; Debaryomycetaceae
Gene: SRT1
Product: ditrans,polycis-polyprenyl diphosphate synthase
Exons: 2
Coding region: 1-954 (317 amino acids)
Cellular component (GO): membrane; endoplasmic reticulum; lipid droplet
Molecular function (GO): ditrans,polycis-polyprenyl diphosphate synthase [(2E,6E)-farnesyl diphosphate specific] activity
Source: RefSeq, a predicted model, not a curated record